This is a messenger RNA of Haliotis rufescens (red abalone), 3284 nucleotides long. Its product is annotated as S-adenosyl-L-methionine:benzoic acid/salicylic acid carboxyl methyltransferase 2-like. The transcript is spliced from 2 exons. Bases 222 to 1445 code for a protein of 407 amino acids. Gene Ontology annotation, molecular function: S-adenosylmethionine-dependent methyltransferase activity. Gene Ontology annotation, biological process: methylation. Lineage: Eukaryota; Metazoa; Mollusca; Gastropoda; Lepetellida; Haliotidae. The record is from RefSeq and is a predicted model, not a curated record.
UCGUCCUGCUUUUUCAAAUUUCGUCCCGGUCCGUUGACUAUUUAAAUAGGUUUGAAGGUUGUUUCAAAGACUGUUAAGUCGGCCAGACUUCUUGUUUGUGCUUACUGAUAGAGCAAUCUGGUUGUGUGCAUUUGGAGGAGCUGCACUCAUAGAGAUAACGCCUUUGAAUCAUUUUUACAGAUACAACAAAAGAAGGCUGACGUAAGACCUGUACCUCAAGGAUGUCCGUCCGUAUAUUCUCUUCAGCGAUACGAACACAUUUACAUUUUCACAAAAUACAUGCAGAUGUAUCUGUGAGAUACUAUGCAGGUCGUCCAACUGCAUAUGUACCAUACGGAAAAACAGGAGACGGAAAUUAUGGAUCAACACUCGGAAAGCAGAGUGCUGACUACACGGAACCAGUACGAGACAAGAUCCUCAACGGGGUCAAAUCCAUUCCAUUCACUGCCAAAGACUCAGUGUUCAACAUAGGCGACUAUGGCGCAGCUGAUGGUUCUGCUUCCAUGGCCAUGAUUGGGCAGAUGUUGGCAACUCUGAAAGAUCAGCACGGCCCAGAGGCACAAUUCCAGGUCAUCUAUGAAGACUCGGAAGUGAAUGAUUUCAAUUCCCUGUUCAAACGUACGGCAGGAAUCAUUCCUGAACCUCCUUCAUACCUUCUGGAAAUGGACAACGUCUAUGUUCUCGCUGCUGGGACAAACUUCUACAAACAAUGUGUACCUUCAAAUUCAAUGCAUUUCAUCAUGAGUAUGAUCGCUGUUCACUGGCUGUCAAAGACUCCAAUACACUUUAAGGACUCAAUUUACAAAUACCCUGAGAGUAGUGCUGAGGAGGAGAUGGCUUUAGAAAAACAGUCUGAGAUCGACUUGGAGACCUUCUUACUUUUGAGAAGUCGAGAAAUGAAAAAGGGAGGCCUGCUUGUUCUUGGUGCCGGAUGUGAGACUGUAGACAAGAGCAGUGGAAAAAUCAAGUAUCUUUCUGAGACGUUCAUAACGUUACUCACUAAGGUUUGGCAGGAAUAUAGAGAAUCUGGGAAAAUCUCAAAAGAAGAAUUUUUUAAUACAAAUUUGUCAUUUUGCCUUCACAGCAUGGCUCAGCUGAGAAAACCAUUCGAUGACAAAAUGUCAGCAGUUUCCAAAUCCGGACUCUGUCUCUUGUCGGCUGAAACGGUUAUCAACCCUGACAUAUUUUACACAACAUGGAGGGAAAAGAAAGACAAGGAAGGGAUUGAUGACAGGGAGGAGUUUGCUCGGAUGUACACAUCGGCCCAUAGGAAUUGGGGCAAUAGCACCUUCAUGAACGGCCUCUCAGAUUCCCGCUCACAGGAAGAGAAGAAGAAGAUAGUCGAUGAGUUUUAUGAGAGUGUUGAAAAACGAAUAUCAAAGCUUAGCCCUGAAGAAUUCAAGGAUGAUUUGCGAUUAACAUAUCUUGUGAUCAGAAAAGAAUAGUCAGCUUACAAUACUCAAGAAGAGCAAGAAUUUGUAUCAUGUCCACAUACAGGCAUGCAUAAUAACUGAUUCUAUGUUAUCGAUUUUAAUUCUUUAAUGUCCCACAAUACUUGAAAUUUCAAGAAGCACGUUUCAAUUUCGAACACCACAUGAACACCAUUUCACCCAAGCUGUUUAACUUUAGGAACAGGAUAUGGAUUUGGCAUCUUGUGAUGUAAUUCCACUACUUGUGGCUGCCAAGACUGAUCAUACUGCUUCCAACACGUUGGUCAUGCAUACUAACUGGUGACUUCUCUAAUAUUGACAACUUUCGUCAGUUAUUCAAAUGUGAAUCAACAUGCAUGUGUCCAAACAAUUUAUGAGUUGUGAUUAAUACAAGAUAUUUGUGUGCGUUAAAAACGUUAAUUAAUUUAAAAAUGCUCAUAUUCUGAUAAAUAUCCCCUAUUUCUAAAUACCAUUAUCUUUGUUUCCCAUGAUUGAUUUAAUUUCCCACUUACGUACAAUACUGGUGCAAACAGUCUAAAUAUCUUUGUAAGCUUUUUGUAGAAUCAACUGUAAGUAUCAGCUCAUCUGCAAAUAAUUGAGCAACAAUGAGUUACACUUCCUCCAAUGCAUAUUACCAUUAACAAAACUAACUCCACAAACAUUGAAGAAGUACUAUCAGAACCUCUUUGGUGUAACCAUCAGUUUAAAAAAACCGAUUUCAUUAUAAGAAAUUGGUUUUUAAAGGGAAUUUACACUAUUAAAGAUCUCUGAAAUGAAGAUGAUAAAAUGCCCUUUAGUGAAUUGAAAAGAAAAUACUAAAUUAAAGGCACAAUUAUUGAAUAUUACCAAGUUCUAUUAAACAUACCAAAAUCCUGGAAAGAUACUAUUAGAAAUAAUCACAUUAUCUUAUAUAAUCAACAUUUAAAUACAACUUGAUGGACUUACUUGUAGCGCCUAAAAGGCUCCAGACAUUUUUAUGAUAAGACUAUAACUACAGCAAAUCUCCCAACUGUCUGUGAAAAAUGGGAUACCAUUCUCGACUCAGAUAUAUCAUGGAAGGGUGUUUUUUAUCAAAUACGGAAAUGUACAAAAGAUGAAAAAUUACUUGAUUUUUAAUGUAAAUUUAUUUAUCGCAUCAUCUAUACAAAGAAAGAAUUGUUUAUAAUGAAAGUUCUCGAUGAUGAUCUGUGCUCCUUUAGUGAAACUGAUACCGAAUCCUUACUUAAUGUACGUUGGGAUUGUAAGCAUGUUAAAGAGUUUUAGGCUAAAGUUGAAUGUUUUCUGAAUGCAAAAUGUUCAAAACUAUUUACAUUUACAAAAUGUUCUGUUUUACUUGGGUACAACUCUAACAUUCUGUUAAAUCACAUUAUACUGGCAUGCAAAAAAUAUAUACAUGUAUCAAGUAUUAAGAAAAACAAAUUGUCACUUGAAAAGUUUCUGAAGACUUUAAUUGUUAUAUUUCGGAUAGAGAAAUCAAUUUAACACAAAACAAUACAAUAAGACAGUUUGACAGAAAAUGGAAAGCUUUGGCAAAUGAAUUGUCUAGUUAAUAUGUCUCUAUUUUUAAAAAAAAAAAAUUAUUUUUUUUUUAACAUAAACAAUUUCCACUAAUGUGCUGUAAGGAUUUAGCUUCACACUUAGUUAAUAAACAUGGCAAAUGUAGCCUGCCCGUUUCACCAUUUGUAAACAUUGUUGUACACCUGUAGCCAACUUAAACUUGCUGACUUGCUGACUUGCUGUCUGCUGUAUAUGUAUGUAACCUGUACCUAAUAAGUAUACCACAAGACGUGCUACUCAAUGUAUAACUCUGUAAUGUCAUAUACUGAAUUGAAUAAAGAAUUUUUAUUUUUUAAA